This is a messenger RNA of Tarenaya hassleriana, 2661 nucleotides long. RefSeq names its product TMV resistance protein N-like. Gene Ontology annotation, biological process: defense response; signal transduction. The coding region runs from base 1 to 2661 and encodes 886 amino acids. The record is from RefSeq and is a predicted model, not a curated record. The transcript is spliced from 6 exons. Gene Ontology annotation, molecular function: ADP binding. NCBI's taxonomy places the organism in Eukaryota, Viridiplantae, Streptophyta, Magnoliopsida, Brassicales, Cleomaceae.
AUGUCAGAUCUAUCGGCAAUCGAGCAGCACAUGGGACUCAAGAAUACAUCUAACCCGCAGAAAGUUCAGCCUGGUAUAUUUCCGGUUGAUCAGUUUCGUAAGCGAUUUUUCGGAUCCGGUGAAUUGUUGGCGGGUUCUUCUGGAGCACCGCCACCGCCACCGCCACCACCUUCUCGUCUUCCAGAUCCGCCGGACGCACCGCCGCUAUUCCCAGAGAUUGACAUAACUCUGGAGGAGGUAGAAGAGAUUUUAAACUCCUUCGAUACUCGCGAGGUCCCGCUGAUUGAUCCUGAACUUGACGGGAUGUUAUGCUUCAGAGGUGUAGACACUCGCAGGGACUUCACAAGCCAUCUCCACAAAGCACUGUCUGAGAAAGGUAUCGAUGCUUUCGUUGACGACCGAAUCGAGAGGGGGGAUGAGAUCUCGGAAGCCCUUGUGGAGGCCAUCCAAGGAUCUCAGCUGUCUUUGGUUGUCUUCUCUGAGGACUACACUUCAUCCGGAUGGUGCUUGGAAGAGCUCGUUCAGAUCCUUCGAUGCAGGAAAACAAUGGACCAAUUGGUUAUACCCAUCUUCCACAACGUCGAUCCUUCGCACGUACGGCGGCAAAAGGAGAGCUUUGCUGCAGCAUUUGAACGGCACGAAGAGAGAUACAAGGACAACAUGGAGAAAGUGAACAUGUGGAGGUCUACGUUACACGAAGUAGCCAAUCUUUCUGGUCAUAAUUCAUCAGAAUUCAAAGAUAUUCACAGAUCUGAUUCCAUGUUGGUCGACGCAGUUGUUAGAGAUACUCUCGAAAAGCUACGUCGCAUAUCUCGCAGACCAAACCCUAACAAUGGUUUAGUGGGAAUUGAUUCACGGAUGGAGAAGGUUAUGAGGUUGUUAGACUUUGGUGAAGAAGAUAUUCGCAUCAUGGGUAUAUGGGGAAUGGGUGGAAUUGGUAAGACCACUCUUGCUGAAGCUGUGUUCGACCAAAUCUCUGGCGAUUUCGAGGGCUCUUAUUUCUUCAAGAAUGUUAGAGAAACUGAAGAAAAGGGCGAUCUUGUUGAGAGGAGAAAUGAGUGUCUAUCUGUGAUUCUGGGGGAAAAUCUACGAAUAGGAACUUCUAUGCUACCGAGCUUUGUGGUUGGUAGGCUUCAUCGUAAAAGAGUACUGGUUGUGCUUGAUGAUGUGAACCAUCAGAGACAACUUGAAAUUUUGUUUAAAGGGCUCGAUGAGUCUAGUGAUGGAAGCCGUGUGAUCAUAACAACACGAGAUAAACAUUUGCUCAGCAUUUUCCCGAAAGACAAAGUAAAAGUAUAUGAUAUGGAGGGAUUAAACAAUGAUGAAGCAUUACAACUGUUUUGCCGCAAUGCUUAUGUCUCAGGCCUUCAGACUGAAGGUUAUGAUGAGCUCGCAAUGAAGGUGGUUCAUUAUGCUUCUGGCAUUCCUUUGGCACUUAAAGUCUUUGCUUGCUCUCUUCGGGGCAGGGGCAAACACGAGUGGGAAAGUGCCUUGAACAAGCUGGGGAAAGUUGCCAACAUGGAGAUUAGCAAUAUAUUGAAAGUUAGCUACGACGGUCUAGAAGACAGAGAAAUACAAAACAUAUUUCUUGAUAUUGCUUGUUUCUUCAAGGGGCAAGAUAAAGAUCACGUGAUCGGAUUGCUAGAUGGUUGUUAUCACGCUGCGUCUUAUGGGUUAAGUGUUCUCGAUGAUAAGGCACUUAUAAAUUUAAGAAGGAACAAGAUUGAGAUGCCAGAUCCGCUGCAAGAGCUUGGCUGGGAUAUUGUCAUACAAGAAUGUGAGUCAGAGCCUGGGAGAAGGACUCGACUGUGGAGACCUGAUGAUGUUCACCGUGUUCUCAAAAGAAAUAAUGGUACAGCGGCAGUCAAAGGUAUAUUCUUGGAUUUGUCAAAAGUAAUGAAGUUGAACAUAAGCCCGGAUGUCUUCGAGAAGAUGUACAAUCUCAGAUUCCUCAAAUUCUAUAACAACAAAGGGGUAAACACUAAAGUGUGUCUGCCAUGUGGCCUCGAAUCUCUUCCUGUAAGGUACUUGUGUUGGCCUGAGUUUCCGCUGAAGUGCCUGCCAUCUGAAUUUUGUCCUGAGAAUCUUGUUGAGCUUGACAUGAGACAUAGCAAUUUUACGCAGCCCUGGAGCGGUGCUCAGAAUCUGUGUAGCUUAAAGAGUUUAAAUUUGGCAUACUCGCUGGAGCUGAAUAAAUUGCCCAAUCUAACGAGGGCCACAAAACUAGAGCGGAUUAUUCUGCGAGGUUGCUGUCAGAUAGAUGAAUUUCCUGAGAGUUCAACAAAUGUUAAAGAAAUAGAUCUAUCUAGGACUGCAAUAGUAGAAGUGCCUUCUUCAAUUCAACAUCUCUCCAGGCUUGUGGAUCUAAAGCUGUAUAAUUGUAAGAGACUUCAGAAACUUCCAGAUACUUUGAGCAGUCUAGACAAGCUACCUCAUCUUAAUCUUACUAAUUGUGGGAGCCUUAGGUCUAUACCCAGUGGCAUUUGGAAGAUGCAAUCCCUCAAGGUCUUAGAUCUUUCUGAUUGCUCACAGUUGGAAGAAAUCCCACAAGUUUUGGAGCGCAAUGACUGCUUGGGAAGUAUUGAUUUGAGUGGAACAGCUAUAAGAGAGUUGCCCUCUUCAAUUUUUAAAGGCUCGUUAGACUUGAUUGUUUGCGGUUAG